Molecule: messenger RNA, 915 nt
Organism: Mycena indigotica
Lineage: Eukaryota; Fungi; Basidiomycota; Agaricomycetes; Agaricales; Mycenaceae
Exons: 2
Coding region: 1-915 (304 amino acids)
Source: RefSeq, a predicted model, not a curated record
AUGAUCGACGAGGUCAACAAGGAAGACUUGAACAGAUAUCUCGCCGACACAAGAGAUUGUCUGGCCAAGAAGCCUUCUAUGAACAUUGACAGAGCGAUGAAGCCUGAACCUGGCGAAACAAGGCCAAAGUCUUUCCCUCGGGGAAAAAAACGUGUGCGCAAGCACUCACUAGUUCCUCCAAUUGCACUCAGCACCGGCCAACACAAAAAGCCUCGCAUGUCGUCCGCAUUGGGUGAAAAGUACACCACAACUCCCGUUGUAAAAGCCAACCUCUCCGAGAGUCUGGCUGGUCUCAAUCAUAAAGCCAGCGUAUUGCACAAGCCUUUGUCCAUCCCUCCUUCGUUGCCCACUUUAACUACAAGCAACGGGCCUGGUAACUUCAAGCCAAGACCUCUUCCCAAACCGAUCAACAAAUUUCCUGCUGUUAAACGUGAUGACAGUCCGCCCGCAAACAUACUUCCGAUGGAGAAGUCUCCAGCUACAAACGACGACAGCCCUACGCAAAAAGCCCAUGACCACCAUGCGCGUUCUUCUUUCCAAUCCAGGGUCGACAACUUCUCACCGGAAAAACAUACUCUUGCCACAUUGCUCAACGAGAUAGAUCCCACUUUCGUUGUUUUUUUGCCCUUGUUUCACUCAGCCGGCAUUUACAGACUGUGCGACUUUUACGACUUUGGCACUUCCGAUACUAUGCACGCAGCGCUCGAAGGCCUCCGAACUCUCGAUCUCACUCGUCGACUAUCACAACUCCGAGUUCUGGAAACACCUCCGUUGUCCUCUGCAGAAUACUCAACCACGUCCGAUGGCUUGCAAUCGAGCCCAUCGACAUCUCGGAGCUCAAUUUUCGCUUGGUCAAUGCAACACAUCCUGUAUCAAAUUCGACUCGAAGAGCCGUGCUCGCGGGAAUGGCCAUAG